Messenger RNA from Rotaria socialis, 1014 nucleotides. NCBI's taxonomy places the organism in Eukaryota, Metazoa, Rotifera, Eurotatoria, Philodinida, Philodinidae. The record is from the annotation of a GenBank genome assembly.
AUGGGUACAUUAAUGGGCCAUAUUCUACCUGGUACAUUCUUUGCUAUAUUUGCUAUAUGGUGGGGAUUUUGUGUCGCCGUAAAACAUUUCCAUUCACGCCAUUCAAGAAAUAAAACUCGAAAGCCAAAUUCAUAUCGUUCAUCAACAACAUUUUCCUGUUUAUGUUGUCCAUCAUCAUCAUUACGAGAAAUUCCUCUUGAAUCUUAUAUAAAAUUAAUUUGUAUCAUUAUUGGUAUAUUAGGUGAAUCUGUUACUGGCUUAAAACAUCCAUAUGAUGAUACAUUGAAACGAAAGAUUUGGACAUUCGAGCAAGUCAAUGCUCAACAUAUAGCAAUGUUUUUUUCGUUUGGUUUAGCUUCAUUUAUUGAAAUUCUUGUUAAUGCAAAAUACAAUUUACCCAAAGGAAUCGAAUUUUUAGCUAAUAUUUUCGCAUUUGGUGUUGAAGGAUUUUUAUUUCAUUUUCAUCUUCAUGGUAGAAAUGAAAUUGAUAUUCAUGUUCAUACAUUACUCGUGUAUAAUAUUGGCUUUUGUAUUUUGGCUGGUAUUUGGGAAUUUAAUCGACCCAAUCAAAUUUUAGCUACCUAUUGUAGAAUUAUUGCAACCCUCUUACAAGGAGCUUGGUUUUAUGCAGCUGGUUUUAUUCUUUAUUUUCCAUCGGAUGAUCCCUAUUGGAUAUGGUCAGCAAGUCAUGGAAAUAUAUUAAUCAUAACGGUUAUGUUUAUCUGGCUUGGUAUAUUGUCAAUCGUAUUUCUUCUAUUGCAAUCGUUGUUCGUAUGGAAGUUGUUAAAACGACGCUAUGGAAGCCUUUCAGAGUAUAGUAUGAUUAACAAUAAUGAUGAUGAUGAUGAAAUAGUUCAUGAAGAAGGACGUGAAAAUUCAAAUAAUCAUCAAUUAAAACCAUACAAAACAAAUAACGGAAAUACGAGUAUUCAUGUGAAUAAUGAUGAUGAUGGUGGUGGUGAUAGUGAUAGUCAAAUUGAAUUUGAGCAGCAAAAAUUUACAUCAAAAAUAUAA